AUGGGGUACAAGAAAUGGUCCGUCACCGAGGGCGACGCCCCCGGGUUCGGCGGCGUCGAGGGCAUCGCGCCGAUGGUGAUCAGCUCCGUCGCGUCCGCGCUCGGCGCGGUCGUCGGAGUCAAGCUCUUGGGCGGAUUAUCCGAGCACGCGCGCGAUCGUCGCCGUUCGCGCCCGAACACGCCGCGGCAGUCCGUCGGCGACGCCGCGAGCCCCGCGGGCGCGGCGCUUCCGAGCAAGAAGCCGCAGAUCUUCAAGCCGCGACGGCGCCCGAGGAACGCCGCGCACUGGUCCCCGGACGAUUCCACGACCGCGGUCGUCACCGCGGCGGGCGCGACGCGACCAAAGGUCCAACUCAUCGCCAACGCGGCGACGUGCGCGAAAGUCGUCGACGUCGCGCUCGCGGCCGGCGCGAAGCCGAUCAUGGGCGCGACGACGCCCGCGGAGGCGUCCGAGACGUGCGACAAGGUGGACGCGACGCUGCUGAACUUCGGGACGCCGACGACGGAGGCGAUCGCGGCGGCGGUGGCGUCGGCGUCCAUCGUGGUCGUCGACCCCGUCGGAUGCGGAUUGGACGCGCGCGGCGUAAACGUCAAGCGAUGGCUCGACUACAGGAUGAACGGCAAGCCGAACACGAUCCACACGCUGGUCAAGGGGAACGCGUCCGAGAUGGCGGCGCUGAUGCGAAUGUACGGGCUGCGGAACGAGGAGAUGAAGCUGUGCGACGCCGCGGGGGUCACCACGUCCGACACCGCGGAGAACGAGGUCGCGUCGAACGCCGCCGCCGCGGGGAGAUCGUUCUCGCCGCCGUCGUCGCCGUCGAAGGCGGUAUCCAAGCGCGAGGCGGCGAGAGAGAAGGCGAUCCGCGACGAGAUCACCAUCUUGAACUGCCUGAAGACGCUCAGCGACGCGACGGACGCGUACGUCGUCAUGACGGGCGACGUCGAUUACGGCGUUCCGUGCGCGUACCACGGCGACGGCAGGCCGUGGGCGAUCAGGCGCGUUCUAUACACUGGUUCCCAUACGACCGCGUUCGAAGACGACUCGUGCGCGUGGCUUCGCGAGUGGACGGGGGCGGGGUGCUGCCUCGGCGGCGUCAUCGCGACGUUCGUCGCGGCCGUCGGGCUCAGGAACGAAGGCGGGGAGGGUGACCCGGUGCGAGCCGCGUGCGCGUGGUACCGACGCGUCGCGAGCGCGACGCAGGAUAAGGGGCGGGGGGUGGACGGGCCCGCGUCGUUUCAGGUUGCGUUUUUCGACGCGUUGCACGCGGCGUCGAGGGAUUCGCAGAGGGCGUGA
This is a messenger RNA of Micromonas pusilla CCMP1545, 1293 nucleotides long. RefSeq lists its product as uncharacterized. Lineage: Eukaryota; Viridiplantae; Chlorophyta; Mamiellophyceae; Mamiellales; Mamiellaceae. The record is from RefSeq and is a predicted model, not a curated record. Gene Ontology annotation, molecular function: magnesium ion binding; hydroxyethylthiazole kinase activity; ATP binding. Gene Ontology annotation, biological process: thiamine biosynthetic process. Bases 1 to 1293 code for a protein of 430 amino acids. The transcript has 2 exons.